AAUUGGCGGACUGUCCUGUCAGUCAACGAAAAGGGUCCGCCCCUCCCUGUUAGCAUUUGAAAGCCAAACCCCGGAGAGGUGAACGGACACGACGCGACACAGCCGAGCUCUUGGGGCGCAAACAGCAGCAGCGAACAUGCCGAAAACCGCCCACGACAAGACCCAGCUAGUGCUGGAAAACUACAUCGGGGGGAAGUUUGUGCCCUGCAGUAGACACAUCGAUUCGUACGACCCCUCCACCGGUGAAGUGUACUGCAUGGUGCCCGACAGCGAGGGGGCGGAGGUUGAAGCAGCUGUGCAGGCAGCCAAAGCCGCAUUCCCUGUCUGGUCCUCCAAGAGCCCACAGGAGAGGUCCAAGGUACUGAACAAGAUCGCCGACCUCAUCGAUGCUCACCUAGAAGAGCUGGCUCAGGCUGAAUCAAAAGAUCAAGGGAAGACGAUCAGUCAGGCAGAGACUCUGGAGAUUCCCCGUUCCUCUUACAAUUUCCGUUUCUUUGCCUCCUCCAUUCUUCACCAUGUGACCGAGUGCUCUGAUAUGGACCACAUGGGCUGCCUUCAUUACACCCUCCGGACUCCAGUGGGUGUGGCUGGUCUCAUCAGUCCAUGGAAUCUGCCUUUGUAUUUGCUGACAUGGAAGAUCGCCCCUGCCAUUGCGAUGGGGAACACGGUGGUUGCCAAGCCUAGUGAGAUGACUUCAGUCAGCGCGUGGAUGAUGUGCAAGCUACUGGAUGAAGCAGGGGUCCCUCCUGGUGUGGUGAACAUUGUUUUUGGCACAGGACCUAAAGCUGGACAGGCACUUGUGUCUCACCCCGAUGUUCCUCUGAUUUCCUUCACUGGCAGCACAAUGACUGCUCAACACAUUACUAAAUGCAGCGCCCCCUACUGCAAAAAGCUGUCUUUGGAGCUGGGAGGCAAGAACCCUGCCAUCAUAUUUGACGAUGCUAAUCUAGAGGAAUGUAUUCCUACCACUGUGCGCUCGAGCUUCUCUAACCAGGGAGAGAUCUGUUUAUGCACCAGUAGAAUUUUUGUACAGAAGGGAGUCUACAGUGAGUUCCUGCAAAGGUUUGUAGAAGCUGCCCAGAAGUGGAAGGUGGGAGUACCCAGUGACCCCACAGCACAGAUCGGUGCUCUGAUCAGCAAAGAACACUUGGAGAAGGUCCAGGGUUAUGUAAAGCUGGCCAAAGCAGACGGUGGAAAAGUGUUGUGUGGUUAUGGCGUGGAUUCCAUUCAAGUGCCAGACAAAAACAAAAACGGCUACUUCAUGCUGCCCACUGUGAUCACAGAGGUGACGGAUUCAUCACGGUGUAUGCAAGAAGAGAUCUUCGGUCCGGUCACCUGUAUACUUCCGUUUGACAGUGAGGAGGAGGUCAUCCAGAGAGCUAAUAACGUCAAGUAUGGACUGGCUGCCACCGUGUGGUCAAGCAAUGUGGGCAGAGUUCACCGGGUGGCCAAGAAGCUUCAGGCGGGGCUCAUCUGGACCAACUGCUGGCUCAUUCGGGAUCUUAACCUGCCGUUUGGGGGAAUGAAAUGCUCUGGAGUGGGCCGGGAGGGGGCAAAAGACUCGUUUGAGUUUUUUACAGAGGUCAAAACAAUCACGAUCAAGCACUGACCAGGGUGUGUGUUGUCCAGCGCUAAUCUCUUACUGCAUUCAGGCCUUAACAUUUUCUUAAUAAAUUCACUUUCAGAGAGAA
Messenger RNA from Erpetoichthys calabaricus (reedfish), 1691 nucleotides. It is a transcript of the gene aldh8a1, whose product is annotated as aldehyde dehydrogenase 8 family, member A1. Gene Ontology annotation, molecular function: retinal dehydrogenase (NAD+) activity. NCBI's taxonomy places the organism in Eukaryota, Metazoa, Chordata, Cladistia, Polypteriformes, Polypteridae. Gene Ontology annotation, biological process: retinoic acid metabolic process. Bases 137 to 1609 code for a protein of 490 amino acids. The transcript has 7 exons. The record is from RefSeq and is a predicted model, not a curated record.